CACCUCCACCUCCACCUCCACCUCCAUGUCUUAGCUUUACCAUAGUUACUUGCAAACGGAAGCCAACACGUGGACUGGUGGCGAUGCUCCCUAGCUAGCCGCUGAGAACUUCUGUUAAAACAUGUGUUUUUUGUGAUAAUCGUUUUUUGAGAUGUUGACAUUCAUGGGGAAAAAUAUUUAAUUUGCUUCCUUCAGUUUCUUUCUCUUGCGUACGUAGUCUACAAAAACCAGGUCCAAGAAAGGAAGACAGCAUUCUACCAAACAAAGAAAAAAAAAACGACGAGAGCAAACAAAAUUAUGGAGGCUAUUGUAAAUGUUUUUCUUAGAAAGAAGUUCAAGACCUCUAGAGUCAAGAUUCUUGCAAAACUUGCAAUCUCUAGGGCUCAAAUCCUCUGGAAGCAGAGACAAGUUCGGUAUUCCCAUGCAAAGUCUGACGUUAUUGAGCUCUUGAAACUUGGUUAUCAAGAACGAGCUCUUCUUCGUGUUGAGCAUGUGAUGAAGGAGCAAAAUAUGAUGGAUGCGUUUGCUAUGAUCAUGGAUUAUUGCUCCCUCCUCAUAGACAGAGUCAUGCUACUUAAGAAGAACAAGGAAUGUCCUGAAGAGCUAAAGGAGGCGAUUUCCAGCUUGAUCUUUGCGUCUUCUAGAUGUGGGGAGUUUCCAGAGCUGCAAAAGAUUCGUGGGAUUUUUGUAUCAAGAUUCGGGAGAGAGUUUGCUGCUCAUGCGAUUGAGUUGAGGAACAAUAGUGGAGUGAAUCCUAAGAUCAUACAAAAGCUUUCGACACAAUGGCCAAGCUUGGACAGCAGAUCGGAAGUCUUGAAGGACAUUGCUUCUGAGAAUGGUAUCAUCUUGAAUAUGGAGGAAGACGAGGAGAAAUUUGAAGAUGAUGAAUUAUCUGAGGACGAAAAUGAUGUCUUGCCUAAGGAUUUAAAAACAAGAAAGAAGUACAGAGAUGUUGCUGCUGCUGCUCUAGAGGCGUUUGAAUCAGCAGCUUAUGCAGCAGCAGCUGCAAGAGCUGCUGUUGAACUGUCGAGACCCAAAUAUGAGGACACUGAUCGAUGAGAACUAGGAGACCACGGUGGGUGGGGGGGACCAAAAACGUAAAUUUGAUGAGAAGUGUACAUUUGUUUUUCUUGGUUUUUGAGAUUGAGACAUAAUUCUGUUUUCUUUUUCUU
Messenger RNA from Manihot esculenta (cassava), 1172 nucleotides. Its product is annotated as IST1 homolog. NCBI's taxonomy places the organism in Eukaryota, Viridiplantae, Streptophyta, Magnoliopsida, Malpighiales, Euphorbiaceae. The coding region runs from base 298 to 1059 and encodes 253 amino acids. The transcript has 5 exons. The record is from RefSeq and is a predicted model, not a curated record. Gene Ontology annotation, biological process: protein transport.